UUAAGCGCACACCCACAGACUAUCAUGUGACUGACUGGGGGUGUGAUUGUUUGUAGCGGGCAUUUGUUUUAGAUCGUGGCUCUAGAUUGCCGAUAUAAUAUCUCUAUAAAUAGAGUCCGUGUUUAAAAACGCCACCAGACCGGCACUAGAAGCCAAUAUGCUGCGUGUGGUACUGCUUAUGGGGGCCCUGGCCCUGGGCUCAGCUGCACAACCCGGAAGUAAGAACACGACCAAGCCACACAUCGUCUUUAUCGUGGCCGACGACCUGGGUUGGAAUGACGUCGGCUGGCACAACCCUGACGUCAAGACGCCUGUUCUGGACCAGCUGGCGCAUGAAGGCGUCAUCUUCAACCAGUCUUACGUCAACUACGUCUGCACGCCGUCCAGAACAGCCUUCAUGACCGGAUACUACCCCUACCACGUGGGCACUCAGCAUCAGGUGAUCUUCCCCUGGCAGGCCUCGUACGUUCCGUCUAACUUCACCUUCCUUCCCGAGAAGCUGAAGGCGCUGGGGUACGCCACGCACAUGGUGGGCAAGUGGCACCUGGGAUUCUGCAACUGGAAGUACACUCCGACCUACCGCGGGUUCGACUCCUUCUACGGCUACUACAACGGAGCGGAGGACUACUACACUCACGUUGUCGCAACUGGACUUGAUCUGAGGGACGACAAGGACGUGGUGAAGACUAAGAAUGGACAAUACGGCACUUACUUCUUCACGGACCGGGUUGUUGAUAUUGUUGAGAAGCAUCAGGCGGACACCCCACUGUUCCUGUACUUGCCCUUCCAGAACGUACACCAACCCCUAGAGGUUCCAAAACGAUUUGAAGACAUGUACGCAAGCGUGCAAGAUGAAAACAGAAGGACACUUCUUGGUAUGGUGAGCGCCAUGGACGAAGCUGUCGGUAACGUUACCAUGGCAAUGAAGAAUGCAGGACUGUGGGACAACACUCUCGUGAUCUUCACCACUGACAACGGCGGCUGGAUCACUGCCAGCGGUAACAACUACCCCCUCCGUGGCGGGAAGACGACGCUGUGGGAGGGGGGCACCAGGGGGGUGGCGUUCGCGCACGGCAAGAUGCUGCAGAAAACAGGCUACACAAACAAUGAGAUGAUUCAUGCAGUGGACUGGUACCCAACGAUCCUGGCAGCUGCAGGUGGUACUGCAGACGCCGGUAUAGACGGGGUUAGUCAGUUGGACACCAUCCUGUCGGGUAAGCCCUCCCCGCGCACAGAGUUUGUCUACAACAUCGACGACGUGCAGACAACCAAGCAGGGAGCAAUCAGGGUUGGUGACUACAAGCUGAUAGAGGGGAACGCCGGGACGCCUGACGGGUGGAUCCCCCCGCCUAACCUGACGGAGGAGACUCAGUCUGACGGCGAGGACCCCAACAACGGCACCUGGCUCUUCAACCUUAAAGACGACCCUACAGAACACCACAACCUGGCGGACAGCAUGCCGGACAAGCUGAAGGAGAUGCAGGCUAAGCUGGAGGAGUACAGGAAGAGCCUGGUGCCCGCCAUGGACCCGCCGCCCGAUCCAAAGUCUACCCCGAUGCUCUGGGGAGGGGCGUGGUCACCCGGUUGGUGCUAGGCAACGGGGCGUGGUCACCCGGCUGAUGCUAGGCAACUGGGGUGUGGAUCUGCUGGCUGCUGCUAAGCAAUCAUCGUCACCAGUGGAUUUGUUUUGGGUUUGGACGAGGCAUUUAUUCGGAAACAGUCAGACAUUAAACGUAAUUAUAGCUUCCAGACCAAAAUUUUAUGUGCUAUGUAGCCGUGGGGACUCUUGAUUCGGGCUUACAUUGCAUUACCCUCAGACAAGAGUCGUGGAAAGAUGCAUUGGCAAAACUG
This is a messenger RNA of Branchiostoma belcheri (Belcher's lancelet), 1851 nucleotides long. RefSeq names its product arylsulfatase B-like. NCBI's taxonomy places the organism in Eukaryota, Metazoa, Chordata, Leptocardii, Amphioxiformes, Branchiostomatidae. Bases 158 to 1594 code for a protein of 478 amino acids. The record is from RefSeq and is a predicted model, not a curated record. The transcript is spliced from 14 exons.